Molecule: messenger RNA, 928 nt
Organism: Rotaria sordida
Lineage: Eukaryota; Metazoa; Rotifera; Eurotatoria; Philodinida; Philodinidae
Source: the annotation of a GenBank genome assembly
AAUCCAUUGUAAGUACUCGAACAUUAACCUAAAAAAUAUAUACAAAUAAGAGAAAAUAAAACAACACACUUUUAUUUUUAUUUUUUUGACUAUCUUCUUUUUGGAUGAAAAAAUCGAACUGUAUAAAAUUUCAAACAACAUAUCAUAAUAUUAAAAAUGACUUAAUUAACAUAUUUAUGUUUAUUCACUUUUAUUUUGAUUUCUUGAUCGAUAUGAUUUUUCAUUUCUAUGAUUAUUUAUAUCAACAUUAAUACAAACUCUCGAACGAUCUUAUCAUUUAUUACAUAUUGAACAUAGAAAAUUUUUUCAAGAAUUAACAACAUCUGAUAUACAAUUCAAUAAUAGAAAUUUAUUUAACAGAAUAUCCAUUAUGCUUAUUAUAUCCUAAUGUUGAUCGUUAUGAAUGGUUAAAUAAAUUGAUUGAAUAUAUAUGGCUAAUUAUAUCAAAUUUAGUUAAAAAUAUUUAUUGAACCCAAAUUUAAAAAAACAAAUAUCUGAUCUUUCAUACGAAUAUAUUAAUCUAGGUGGUAUUCCACCACGUUUAAAUGGUAUUAAAAUAGAAAUUAAAAUGAAAUAUAAUAGUUUAAAAAUUGGUAUUAAAUCAUUUUAUUUACAUGAUCAAUUAUGUUUUAUACUUAAAUCUCUUAUAUCAAAAAUACUAUUUAUUAGUGCAUUAGAAUUAUGUUUUCUUCGUAAAUCAAUAAUACAUUUUGAUUUAAUUGAUACAACUAAUUUAAUUGAAAUACCUGGUUUAUAUAAUUUACUUAUAUUAUCAUUCGAAUGUUUAUUACAAACAUUUCUUGUUAUACCAAAUCGUUUAAUUAUUGCAUUUAUUAAUAGUAAAGAUAUAAAUCAACUAAAAUUUCCAAAACCUAAUAGUAUAUUGCGUAUUGACAUAAUUGAAGGAAAUAAAUUUAUCAAAAUAUGA